AUGUCGAUAAGUCCAUUGAAUAAAACGUCUCUUCUCUACUCGAAUAUGCUGAAAAACCACUUUUUCUCACCGUUUUUCAUUCAAUCAUUGAUCGCAUCGAAGCAAAACGCUAUUCAACAAGAUCUCCCAUCCCAUUCAAGUCCAGAUGAAGACGAAGAGAGCAUUGACGAUCACGACAAUAAGCACAAACGUACACGAACGAACUUUACGUCUUCGCAAAUCGUCGAACUAGAAAAAGCUUUUCAAAAUGGUAUUGCUCAUCCUCUCGUCACCUUCUUCUCGUUUGAUCAUUUGCUUUUCAUUUCAGGUCAUUAUCCAGACAUUUACAUGCGCGAGGCAUUGGCGAUUAAAUUAGAUUUAAUUGAAUCUCGUGUGCAAGUCUGGUUUCAAAAUCGACGCGCUAAGUGGAGAAAGAUAGAAAACACGAAGAAAGGUCCCGGCCGUCCGGCACACAACGCUCAUUUACAGACGUGUUCAGGUGAACCAAUCUCUCACGAAGAAAUUGAACGCAAACGUUUGUUAGCCGAAGAACGUAAACGGCAAAAGCAAACUAAAAACUGCAAAUCUGCGAAUAGCGAUGGCAAUUCAUCGACUUCAUCUUCCGUAUCGCCGAAAUUACCGAACAAAUCCUCGUACUCAAUCGAACGAAUUCUCUCUCAAUCGCCCGCGAUCACUACUCGUAAAACUUCCUAG
Messenger RNA from Adineta ricciae, 693 nucleotides. NCBI's taxonomy places the organism in Eukaryota, Metazoa, Rotifera, Eurotatoria, Adinetida, Adinetidae. The record is from the annotation of a GenBank genome assembly.